Molecule: messenger RNA, 1917 nt
Organism: Dioszegia hungarica
Lineage: Eukaryota; Fungi; Basidiomycota; Tremellomycetes; Tremellales; Bulleribasidiaceae
Product: serine dehydratase alpha chain-domain-containing protein
Exons: 14
Coding region: 1-1917 (638 amino acids)
Biological process (GO): gluconeogenesis
Molecular function (GO): L-serine ammonia-lyase activity; 4 iron, 4 sulfur cluster binding
Source: RefSeq, a predicted model, not a curated record
AUGUCCGCGCUCGUGAUGAUGGGACAGACGAGAGCAAUGAGGAGGGCGUCACGCUUGGGGACUGAUCUUUUUAGCGCCAAAACUCGAACGGGAACGCUUCUCCUCCGACCAUAUCACCCUUCCUCAAUAUCUGGGUACCCCUUUGCUACCUCGUUCCGCUCGAAGCGGCUGUACUCCUCGACCGCGGCUAGCGAAAGCUCCUUGCUCUCUGCCCACCCGGUGAUCAAGGACAAGAAGGAUGGCAAGCCGCUCGGAGUACGCGCCGAGCAUGCUGUGAUUUCAACAUUCGAUUUGUUCUCCAUUGGCGUUGGCCCCAGCUCAAGCCAUACCGUCGGGCCUAUGAGAGCUGCAAAGAUCUUUGUCCAUUCACUUCCAGCCCAUAUCCACCCCCAUAUCGCGUCUAUCAAAUGCUCCCUCCAUGGCUCGCUCGCGGCGACGGGUAUGGGCCAUAUGACGCCCCAUGCAACACUUCUAGGUCUCAUGGGCGAGGAUCCAGAGACGGUAGAGGUGGGUAGGCUGGAACGAGUGAUGGAUGAGGUCAAGGAUGCUGGUGGGUUGAGCUUGGGGCUUGGGCAUGGGAAAGGGACGAAGAGGGUCAAGUUUGAUCUGGAUAGGGAUCUGACUUGGCACCUCAACCCGCUACCCGCUCAUCCGAACGGCCUCCGGUUCACAGUCUUCAAUAACGAAGGCGACAUGCUCGCGACCAACGAAUUCUUCAGCGUUGGCGGUGGCUUUGUCAUCAACGAAGAGACUCAGACCGCCGAGAACAUGUACUACAUGGGGAUCGACAAGGAGGACGUCGAGGCCAGCCGGAAGGAUCAAACGCACGGCAUGGAACAAGCGGAUGCCAGUGAUGGCGGGCAGCUUCUACUGCCCGAAAUUGGAGUGGGUUCAGCUGGAAAGCAGACUGCAGGUGGCGGAACGAGAACGUCGGGCACGGAACUCUCAGGCCGACCUCCCUUCCUUUUCGCCACGGCCGAGGAGCUGAAUCGGAUCUGCCUCGAGCAGGACAUGACCAUCGCGCAGGUCGUAUGGGAGAACGAGCUGGCCUUCCGCAGUGCGGACGAGAUCAGGGCCGGUCUCUUAGGCUUGUGGGAAGUGAUGGACAGCUGCAUUCGGACCGGCGUCACUUCACUCGAGCCCGUCUUGCCUGGCCCAUUCAAGGUCCGCCGUCGCGCUCCGGGACUUUACCGACGUCUGCAGAAAGGCUUCUACCCUACAGUCGAGAUCAACCGAGCUACGUCGUCCGACUUGUCGUCCGUCAACCCGGACGGAUCAGCAUCGACAGAGAAGGGUAUCGCCAAGCGGGUCGGUCGGGCGGACCACCCGCUUCAGGUCGUUCCCUUCCGCACGACUCCUGUCUUUCCGGGUAUCGAGUAUCUGAGCUGUAUGGCUAUCGCAGUUAAUGAGGUCAACGCAGCAGGAGGGAGAGUUGUGACUGCCCCGACGAACGGUGCCGCGGGUGUCAUUCCUGCAACCCUCAAAUACGUGACCGAGUUCAUAUCCCAUUCGCCAGAACGAGACAUCAUGACCUUCCUCCUUACCGCGUCAGCCAUCGGAAUGCUCUUUAAGCGGGGAGCCACAAUCUCUGCGGCCGAGGGCGGAUGUAUGGCAGAAGUCGGGGUCGCUUGUUCGAUGAGUGCAGGAGCUAUCGCGGCUUGCUUAGGCGCUGAACCCGCCGUCAUUCUUCAAGCGGCCGAGAUUGGGAUAGAGCAACGGAACAGCCUGGGCGCUGUCAAGGCCGUUACUGCGGCGCAGCUUGCAAUGGCCGGAGAGGGACAGCAUACUGUGUCACUGGACGAUGCUAUCGAAGCUUGCCGUACUACCGCGCUCGACAUGCACAGUCACUACAAGGAAACAAGUCUUGCAGGUCUGGCAACUACGGUGCAAAUUCCGCUUUCUUCGCCCGCAUGCUAG